Messenger RNA from Caenorhabditis elegans, 2336 nucleotides. RefSeq names its product AFF-Like homolog (gene affl-1). Lineage: Eukaryota; Metazoa; Nematoda; Chromadorea; Rhabditida; Rhabditidae. The transcript is spliced from 9 exons. The record is from RefSeq and is marked reviewed. Bases 95 to 1621 code for a protein of 508 amino acids.
UGACACAUUGGAUACCCGCGCGCACUUUUUCUUCUUCUCCUAUUCUACAUUUUCCCAGGCUUUGUUGUUAUCUUUUGCCGAGCAGCACCCGAAUAUGAAAUCGGGCAAACCAAAACUUCCGCAUACUUCACGUUCAUUGAGCCCCGUGGGUUGUCUCCGUACCCGUAGAAUGCUUGAAGAAAUGGCCGGCCUCGUGGGAACUAAACCAUUGAGCCAGCUUCCUCGAAGAUUUGAGGACCUACAAGAUGAUUCAACGGCUACCUCACCAUCCUCUGACAGGUGGAAUUGGAUGGAAGAUGAGAAGUCUAGUUAUGAAAGCCUCUCACUGACUCCAUUCUCCUCUGUUUCCCCCAAUACCAGUAAGAAGUCUGCAACAGGACUUGAAACUCCAAAGUCUGCUGGAAACCUACACAGCCAAGAUAGGAAUUUGUCGUGCUCAAAACCCAAGAUAACUCCGGUAUGGAAAGCCCCAUCGGCUUUCCUCAAACCAUGGAGUCCUAGAAAGAGAUUCUCGUCUGUAGAGACUAAUCCAGGGACGCCAAGGAUUUAUCUACCACCUCCACCUCGGCCACCACCCGUUCCUCCACUUUCUCCACCGGAGAGACCCGAUAUACCUCAUGCAAGGGUCCUUCCACAGCGACAGAAACCGACGCCGAAACCGGACAAAGAAAUUAGGAUUACUGUUGGGUUUGGGGAGCAAGUGGAUCUUGAGCCAACAUUUAUUUGUAAGUGGAACCAUGCAAGAUUGAGAGUUGCACAGGAAGUUCCAGUCCCCGACCUUUCCCAAGCCUCCGAAGAAGAGUUCUACACUAAUCUGGCCAAAGAAUGGAAGUGUCAAGCCACUCUGCCCAACACGAAUCCAAUCGUUCGACGUCUGAAGUUUAUGAUUUCCAACGUUUUCUAUGUUCUUGGAGCCAUUGCACGGAAUGACAGAAAACAGACGCCAGCUUCAAGACAACAACUCGUUGAAUUUUACAACGAUACUUACACCAUGCUGAAGGAGGCCCUGAACCAAAGCGUCAAGGACAUCAUUACCGAUACCCUCGCAGCUCACAUCUUUCCACGUGUCAAACUCAUCUCCCUAGUUAUGUUGUCAGUUAUGCAGUACCGCAUGUACCUUAUCAGAUCUGAGAACACUUUCAAACAAAUGACACGGCUGGAAUCAAAAGAAGUCGCGGGAUUCAUUGAGAAUGACCUGACAGCACAUGGAGCUCUUGAACCACUAGUUGUCUCAGUAAGCUCGGAUGUAGAAUGGGUCUCUGAAGUUCAAAAAUGUCAGAAAUUCGUCGCCAUGCCAGAACUUGUGUACCAAACCUACAAAUCCCAAUUCAAAUCAGCGAACAAACUGUUUUUGGCCAGCACACACUGGGAGGACUUCAAGGUUUUAUUGGAGUAUAUUGAUGCCGGCAAUUUUAUUAAGGACAUCGAGUCGGUUUGCAAAAAGCCCAUCGCAAUGGAUAUACCCUUCGAGAAUCUUGCCACUUUUGUGCUCACCGCAGUUGGAAGCCUAAUGGAAGAAUAUGAAAAGGAGCAGAAGCUUCCGGUGAAGCCUGUUCUGGAAGAAGUCCAAAUGCGUUUCAAUUUGGCAAAGCAAUUUGGAGCUGCACUGGAGUCCAAUUAACCUGCAAUUUUGUCCAAAAUUAUCCAUACUUUUCAUUUAUUACAUUCCCCGUCCUCAAUUCAAGAUUUCAAUUUUACCAUACCCAGUUAUAUCACAUGAUGACAAGAUUUCAAGAAAAAAAAGUAAUUUGGCAAAUUUGCAGCCAGUUAAUAGAAAAUCAAAUUUUAAACAUUUUUUCAACUGGAAGUUUUUCUAUAGCAAUCACCUCCGCGGAGUUAUACAGCUUUAAAGUUUUGACGGCUAGAGACUGUGGAUGCGGGGAGACGCAGAGUGCGCGUCUCUCCCUCUCCACAAUGCCUCGCUAGGAAACGUUUAAAGCGGCGUAUCUCUGCGGAGAAUAUAGCUAUCUAAAAAUUUCCAACCGUGAUAAUGUUUAGAAUUUGAUUUUCUGCCGAGUGGCAGUACUGAAAAUUUAAUUUAUGAUACUUUGAAAUUUUCGAAAACCUUCUUGAGCUAUAAUCAUCACAAUAAAUCGAUAGCAAAUUAAUUUCAAACGAAUUUUCUAAUUUGAUGUAUUCUAAUAGAACUAACCACCGCCAAGCUAUCCACAUUUUGAAUCUGUGCAGUAAGAGAAAGAGACGCAGACGGCGCGUGCACUCUUGCUGUCUGCGUCCUCUCCUCUGUGACAAACUUCGAAAAGGCAUAAAUUUGAGGAGAACACAUAUAUUAAAAAAUUUCCAACCACAACAUUGUUCAGAAUUUGAUUUUCUAGCUA